UAAGCUUCAUUUGACGAAACCCACUUCCACCUUCACUACAAAGGCACCCUUUGUGGAGAAAAAUCGAGAUUUUGAUUCGGUGGGUUUGAUUCUUUGAGACAGAGAGAGAGAGAGAGAGAGAGAAUGUCACGGAGAGAUCUAGAAAGUGGCGUGGCAAGCAAGAACAACAUAGCAGGGAACAACAACAACAACAACAACUAUUCUGCUGCUCCUAAUUCCUAUGUUUAUGAUCCAGAAAUUUAUUGGACAUCAUGGCUUGUGCCUUUGAUUGUGGUCGCUAAUGUUGUGGUUUUCAUUGUGGCCAUGUUUGUCAACAAUUGUCCAAGAAAAAAUCCUGGCUUUGAAGGUGAUUGCGUGGCUAGGUUCCUUGGCAGGUUCUCCUUCCAGCCUCUUCGGGAGAAUCCAUUGUUUGGGCCUUCUUCCUUAACAUUAACAAAGAUGGGAGCCCUUCAAUGGGAUGAUGUUGUGAAUCAUCAUCAAGGAUGGAGACUUGUCACUUGCAUUUGGCUACAUGCUGGAAUCGUUCAUCUGGCAGCAAACAUGUUGAGUCUGGUUUUCAUCGGCAUUCGACUUGAACAACAGUUUGGCUUUGUGAGGAUUGGAAUAAUUUACCUGUUGUCUGGAUUUGGUGGGAGUGUACUGUCUUCUCUUUUUAUUAGAAACAACAUCUCUGUUGGUGCUUCUGGUGCUCUUUUUGGACUUCUUGGAGCAAUGCUUUCAGAACUUAUUACAAACUGGACUAUUUAUACCAACAAGGCAGCUGCUUUGUUCACGCUUCUGCUUAUUAUUGUCAUCAAUCUUGCCAUUGGCAUGUUACCACAUGUUGAUAAUUUUGCUCACAUUGGGGGAUUCCUGACAGGGUUUCUCCUUGGUUUUAUAUUCCUGCCCCGCCCUCGAUUUGGAUGGUUAGAGCAGCGACAUCUUCCAGCCGGUGCUCGCCUGAAGUCAAAAUACAUGACCUACCAAUAUGUUAUGUGGAUUGUCUCUGUUAUUCUAUUGAUUGUUGGGUUAUCUAUUGCUUUGGUGAUGCUAUUCCGGGGUGAGAAUGGGUAUGAUCACUGCCAUUGGUGUCACUACCUAACGUGUCUUCCAACUUCUAAAUGGAAAUGUGAUUCUUAUAUGUAUAGCUGUAGCUCUUCAAAAUUGGGCUGUUUUAUUAAUUUGAUGUGAUGACAGUUGUUGGCUUGUCUGUUGAUUAUUGCCUAUUUACAUAUAUAUAACAAAAUUUAUUUGUACAUGAAAUCCAUUUUCCAUUCAUGUUCUGCCUGGCU
Gastrolobium bilobum is the source of this 1271-nucleotide messenger RNA. Its product is annotated as RHOMBOID-like protein 2. NCBI's taxonomy places the organism in Eukaryota, Viridiplantae, Streptophyta, Magnoliopsida, Fabales, Fabaceae. The transcript is spliced from 6 exons. The record is from RefSeq and is a predicted model, not a curated record. Gene Ontology annotation, cellular component: membrane. Gene Ontology annotation, biological process: proteolysis. Bases 124 to 1170 code for a protein of 348 amino acids. Gene Ontology annotation, molecular function: serine-type endopeptidase activity.